This is a messenger RNA of Tripterygium wilfordii, 1320 nucleotides long. Its product is annotated as aspartic proteinase CDR1-like. Gene Ontology annotation, molecular function: aspartic-type endopeptidase activity. The coding region runs from base 1 to 1320 and encodes 439 amino acids. The transcript has a single exon. The record is from RefSeq and is a predicted model, not a curated record. Gene Ontology annotation, biological process: proteolysis. Lineage: Eukaryota; Viridiplantae; Streptophyta; Magnoliopsida; Celastrales; Celastraceae. Gene Ontology annotation, cellular component: extracellular region.
AUGAGUUCGAGGCUCAGUAUAUUUCUCUGUCUGUCACUGCUAGCCCUAACCACGACUUUAGCCACCACAACAAAACCUCGAAAAUUGGGUACUAGACUCAUUCAUUAUGACUCUGUUUACUCUCCAUACUACAACUCUACCGCAACCACUGCAGACCGUUUCAGAUCUGCAAUACAGAAGUCUAGCAAACGUCUUACCUACUUAGAAACAAGGGCUUCAUAUUUUGUCGCAAGCGAUGAUGCUCGCGCACGCUUGGUUGCAGAUGACGCCGGAGUUCAAUUCAUGGCUAAUUUCUCCAUCGGAACACCUCCGGUUCCUCAGUUGCUGUCAAUGGACACAGGAAGCAAUCCUUUGUGGAUUCAAUGCAAACCUUGCACAAAAUGUUUUCGUCAGUCAAGUCCAAUAUUUGAUCCUUCAAAGUCAUCUACAUAUAAAAACUUGUCAUGUUACUCACCUUUCUGUUAUGGUUCUCCUCGUGACUUGUGUGACUCUUCGAACAAUUGUAAGUUCUCUAUUGAAUACGCAGAUGGAUCCAAGUCAGUUGGAAUUAUGGGGACUGAGAAGCUCACUUUUGAGACCAAUGAUGAGGGUGAAACAACAAUUGAUGAUGUGUUUUUUGGGUGCGGACAUGACAAUGGUGGUCUCAAUGGACAACCUAGUGGAGUACUCGGUUUAGGGUCUGCAAGUAUUUCAUUGGUUUGGAAAUUGGGCUCUAAAUUCUCCUAUUGUGUUGGUAGCAUAAGAGACCCUACUUAUAGUUUUAACCGAUUAAAUCUAGGAGAUGGAGUAAUAAUCGAAGGUGAUUCAACUCCACUAGAAUUGUACCGUACUAUGUAUUUUCUUACACUCGAAGGAAUUAGUGUGGCAGAAAAUAUGCUAAAAAUUGAUCCACGAGUCUUCAAGAGGACGCCUUCCGGUACCGGCGGAGUUGUUAUUGAUUCAGGAUCAACAAUCACUUACCUUGCUACUGAUGCAUAUAACUCACUAAGUGAUCAAGUGAAGAGUUUGCUAGAUGGGAAGUUGGAACGCGUUAUCAAGAAUCCGAAGAUAUUAUGCUACAAGGGAGACAUCGAUAGGGAUCUCUCGGGGUUUCCGGUGGUUACGUUUCACUUUGCGGGAGGAGUUGAGUUAGGAUUAGACACUGGAAGCAUGUUUAUAAAUAAUGGUGCAGGUGGAUUUUGCAUGGCUGUGCGAGAAUCAAAUCUUAAUGGUUUGAAUCUUAUUGGAAUAAUGGCUCAACAAAACUAUAAUGUUGCCUAUGACCUUUUUGGAAAGGCAGUUCAUUUUCAGAGGAUUGAUUGUGAACUUCUUGAAGGUUAA